Pelagomonas calceolata is the source of this 476-nucleotide messenger RNA. The record is from the annotation of a GenBank genome assembly. Lineage: Eukaryota; Pelagophyceae; Pelagomonadales; Pelagomonadaceae.
AUUAGCCCAUACGGCGACCUCGCGACGACGCUGCGAGGCAGAGCUGUCGACUCGUCGCUGGUAGGCGAAGCUGGAGACUCGCCGCCAUGCCAGCAGUCGUGAGCUCAGACCAUGCAGAUGAGUCUCUAAACCAGUCCAGCAGCGCUGCGGACGCGCACCGCUGCAUCCGACCCGAGGAAAUCGAGCAGCAUCGGUCGAAGGAGAGCUUCUGGUGCGUCGUUGAUGGGUUUGUCGUCGACGCGACCGCAUUUAUCGACACGCAUCCCGGCGGGCUGCGCAAGCUCAUGAGUACGGACGACGCCGGCAUUGGCGCCGGGCCGGACCGCUUCUCGUUCUCGUUCUCGCGAGGCCGAAACGCGCACUUUCCAGACACGGGCCGCCGCUUCGCCGACGGCGUCCAGCGCUACCUGCGCGACGGGCACGCGACCAAAAUCAAAUUCCCGCCGCACGGGAACCUGAUCAUUCUAGGACGGCUG